Molecule: messenger RNA, 171 nt
Organism: Serpula lacrymans var. lacrymans S7.9
Lineage: Eukaryota; Fungi; Basidiomycota; Agaricomycetes; Boletales; Serpulaceae
Exons: 2
Coding region: 1-171 (56 amino acids)
Source: RefSeq, a predicted model, not a curated record
AUGGCAAGCAAUAAAGUCAAUCUUCGAUCAUUGCAUUGGGCUGCGACAGCAAAGGCUUCGGCUGUAGCACAGAAGAUACCAACAAAACAGCUCGCUGCCCUUAGGAAUUACUCUCGUAUGGGGUUCGGCAGUCUGCACUCCCUUUGCUCCUCCCUCUUUAUAGUCUACUGA